AUGAGGAUAUCAAUACCCUCGAUUCCCGAGCAGGCCACUCGGGCGACAAUCGAGUACAGUCUGGAGAAUGCCUCGAGAAUGGUGGCUGAGUUUCUCUCCACGGCCAAGGGCAAGGCGCUUAUCAUGACAGGCGCAGGCGUCUCUGUCGAUUCGGGUAUUGCUCCCUACCGCGGAGAGAACGGGCAUUAUACGGUUCAUAAAACGUAUCGUCCAAUCUUCUACCACGAGUUCAUCGACGAUUCCGAAAAAGGACACCUGGCAAGACAACGGUACUUCUCUCGCUCCUACCUCGGUUUCCCACCAGUGCGCGUAGCGCAACCGAAUCGAACGCACUACAGCAUAGCAGCAAUACAGCGGCUAGGAUACGUUCCAGAGUUCAUAACGCAAAACGUCGACAACUUGCAUCAUGCAGCGACACCCUCUGCGUCCCUGGCGGCAAGCACAAUUCUCGAACUGCACGGCACGCUCAAGCGCGUAGUCUGCGUGUCGAGCCCCGAGGGAUACAAUGCCAGCAACCACAGCGUACCUGUCAACCCGGAUUUCUACGAAGCCCUCACGUCGACAUCCUACCUGCGAGGGCCGAGAGCGGUCUCUGUACGCCCGGAAAACACACCGACAGGCGAAAACUACCCCAAAGGGUGCGGCUUCCGUGGAUCUCGUGCCGUGUUCCAGGACGAGCUGACACGGCUAAACCCGGCAUGGGCGCAGCUGCAGCGCCAGAUGGCCGAGACGGGCAAGAGUCCCAAAACGAACCCAGACGGCGAUGUUGAGCUGCACAAUGUCGACUACAGCACGUUCCACUACCCGGCCUGCCCCAACUGCGGCGGCGUACUCAAACCGGCUGUGAUCUUCUUCGGUGAAUCGGUGCCAGACAAGCUGCGCGACCACUCGUACCAGAUGGUGGACAACGCCAGUGCAAUGCUACUGGUGGGCACGAGCUUGGCGACGUACUCGGCAUUUCGACUGGUCAAGCAAGCUGUGGAACAGAAGAAGCCCGUUCUCAUCUUGAAUCGUGGACCAACGCGUGCGGAUCCGCUUGUAGAGAACAAGAUCGAGCUGGGCUCUUCCGAGGUGCUCUCACGCGUGGCGCAACAGCUGAGCAAUGGGCGGGAGCGGAACGACAAAGUGCUGCAAAGCUUGCUGUCUUCGGGCGUUACUGUCAGACCGAACGAGGCCAGUGGCGUGAUCAGCAGCUAA
Sporisorium graminicola is the source of this 1197-nucleotide messenger RNA. RefSeq lists its product as uncharacterized. Gene Ontology annotation, molecular function: NAD+ binding. The transcript has a single exon. Bases 1 to 1197 code for a protein of 398 amino acids. The record is from RefSeq and is a predicted model, not a curated record. NCBI's taxonomy places the organism in Eukaryota, Fungi, Basidiomycota, Ustilaginomycetes, Ustilaginales, Ustilaginaceae.